Molecule: messenger RNA, 543 nt
Organism: Gastrolobium bilobum
Lineage: Eukaryota; Viridiplantae; Streptophyta; Magnoliopsida; Fabales; Fabaceae
Exons: 2
Coding region: 1-543 (180 amino acids)
Source: RefSeq, a predicted model, not a curated record
AUGGUUACUCCAAGGAGGACUCGUAGGACAUUUAAUAAUGAUGAUCCAUCACCGGAUCCUGUUGUAGCAAUUUUGGCUGCACUACUGAAGACUUGGGUUGCAACCAGACAGAUGAGAUUCUCUAUGUGUAUUAUUACGGCUAUUGGGAAUGUUAGUGAGAAAUCAUUCAUAUGGAAGGAUGUGAAGUUUAACUAUGAUGAUAGGGAGUAUUUUGCUGACUUUAUUGUCUUGCAUUUUGCCUCUGUGAAUGUGAUUUUGGGAAUGUAUUGGUUGUCUAAGUACUGUGUAAGAAUUGAUUGUUGCAGCAAGACCAAUUCUAUUUCCUCUAACGAUGAAGGGAGAGAGUCUCUGGAUAUAUCUGUCCUUCGGGUUGCAAAUGCCUUGAAGGAAGGAGAUUCAGAGUUUAUUCUGUUGGGAGGUGCGGUUGGUGUCAAUAAGGAGCCAAUUUCUGAUAUCCAUAUUGUUUUUGAUUUUAUGGAUGUCCUUCUAGAUGAAAUUUCAAAUUUUCCGCCAGAGAAGGAAAUUGAAUUUUCAAUUGAAUAG